Messenger RNA from Scophthalmus maximus (turbot), 2371 nucleotides. It is a transcript of the gene bcl10, whose product is annotated as BCL10 immune signaling adaptor. The record is from RefSeq and is a predicted model, not a curated record. Gene Ontology annotation, molecular function: transcription coactivator activity; protein kinase B binding; kinase activator activity. Gene Ontology annotation, cellular component: CBM complex; cytosol. Gene Ontology annotation, biological process: adaptive immune response; positive regulation of extrinsic apoptotic signaling pathway; canonical NF-kappaB signal transduction. The transcript is spliced from 3 exons. Lineage: Eukaryota; Metazoa; Chordata; Actinopteri; Pleuronectiformes; Scophthalmidae. Bases 315 to 1178 code for a protein of 287 amino acids.
ACACGUGAAUAACGCUGGAAACGAAACGAAGCGGCUCGAGUCCGCGCGACGACCGUCGCGUCGUAGAAGUGGCCACUUCUGUCAAAAGUCCACUUGAACGUCACAUAUCUACGAACACUGAGCGACAGGCUGACGACGGCCUCCCCUUCUCCUCUGGCGGUGACGUAGGCGGCGCGACGUAAAUCCUCCCUGACUCAAUCAGGAAGUGGUGGUGGCGGGGGGGGGAUUUUUUUUUUUGGUUUUUUUGUUUUGUCGAUUGUUGAAACGCAAAUCUUCAAUGGACAAGUGGACGCGCCGCCUUUAGACGACAUGUAAUGAAGGAGAAGGAAAUCGAUCGACGCCCACGAAAGAGCUCCUUUAAUCACUUUACGUUUGGUCGUCGCUCGUCACCCCGGAACACCUGGAUUUCCACCUUGCGGGUGAGAGGGAUGGAUGUUCCUCACCUCACUGAAGACGAGAUGGCAGAGAUUAAAAAAGACGUGCUGACCCGACUGCGGCACUACCUCUGCGACAAGAUCCGGGCCGAGCGCCACCUCGACUACCUGCGCUCGCGCAGGAUCCUGACGCGGGACGACGCCGAGGAGAUCAGCUGCAGGACCACGCAGACCAAGAGGACGGCCACGCUGCUGGACACCCUGGCCGAAAACCCCCGGGGCCUGGACGCCCUGAUCGACUCCAUCAGGGAGCUGCGCUCGCAAAACUUUAUCAUCACCAAGAUCACGGACGAGGUGCAAAAGGUCAAAAAUGAGAAGAUCGAGUCGCUCAGAGGGGCUGCUUCCAGUUCCCCAUCUGACAGCAACCUCAGCACCCCGAGCUCGACCAGCGACCUCCCCACUACAUUCUCCAACAACUCCACCCUGCUUUUCCACCCCGACGGAGAACGAAGUCACUCCACCUUAGACGUCGCAGGCUCACUCAAUCUGCCGUCGUUGCAGAGAGGUGGAGACUUGUCCUCCGUGGCUGGUGCCAGCAUCCCCGCGGCCUCCUCCACAACCUCCUCCAGCCUCCCGAGGCCCGGAGACCCCGGAGCUCCUCCGCUGCCGGACGAGGAGAUGGUGGAAUCCCCCUCCAGCAUUGAUGUCGCUGCGCCGGGGUGCACCAGCAGCGGAGGCGACCCGAACUUCCAGCCCCUGAGGUCGCGCUCGCUCACCCCAACGUUCCAUAGUCACAUGUUUUAACGUCACACCUCAAUGGGACGGUUCUCAUGCAGUUAGUGGGACAAACUGGCACAGUCCUCAACCACUCGACUCAUCUCAUAUACAAACACUCUCUUGUUGUGUCCUUUUGGCGUUGCUCUUGCCUGUGAUUAGGCAGUUUGUGAGAAAUUGCUGCACAUGGGGGAUGUACUCCAUGUUGGCAUUGUACCAUUUAGCUUUUAUGGACAGAUAUUACAGGUAUUUUGUCUCCGGGGCAGGAGUAAUGUUAGAGGGUUUUAAAUAGUGGAGUCAAUUUGUAUCCGUUCUUUUGGUAUGAGGCCAAAAUUAGACCUUAGUUUUGAGAGUAUCCUUUCCAAAAAUGUAAACGUAAUCAAACGUAUAAGAACAGAUCUGAAAUAAAAUAGAGUUUAAAUUGAAAGAUUAUUUUGUUAUAUAAGCAGAGUUGGAGUGUACAGGCAUUUGGUGCAAGCUUUUAGUACGGGAUACAUUUCCAUAUUCUUAAAGACACAGUUGAGACGCCAUCCAAAAUGUAUUUAGCUUCAGUUCCCUGCUUCGGCAAGGCAACUUUAUUUGUCUUGCACUUUCCAUACACCAAGGCCAAUCAAUAAAAGAAUACAGUAAAUGUAUAACAAUAAUUAAUUAAAGUGUGAAAGACAUAUAGACAAGAUUAAAAAUAGAAGAAAAAAUGUGUGUGUAUAUGAAUAAUAAAAGGACAGUGCAAGGCAAUGAGAACAGUAAAAAAUACAUUCAAAUCCUAAGAAAAUAUCUACAAAUAAAUAUAUCGGUAAAAUAAAAAGUGUGUUUCCCUAGAUUUCUUAAAUAGUGAAAUGCUUCAGUACGUCGUCAGCUAAGACAAUCUUGACGUCUCUUAUCAAAUAUGUGAUUGCUUGGAAUAGUGUGAAGACGCGGCAGCUACAGUUUAUGCGUAGCAGGAAAAAAAAUGUCAUAUACACUGAAUCGACUCCAUGAGCACACAUACGAUGUACAAUGACCCAUUCUGAUUUUUUAAGACGCUGCGUUUUGACCUGAGCGCCGUAGCUUCAAAGGAUGUUUUCCGCUUCUCUUCUUCUCUGUGUGGCAUCACGUCAAGACGAAGUUGCUUUACAUUGUCAUCACUACAGGCGUCACGUAAAAUACUGUGAAAUACAAAAAUCUGUCCUGCUUUUUACGAUGUUCAAUGGUCUUGUACAAUAUACAAUACAUACUGAAUUCAA